Messenger RNA from Sabethes cyaneus, 942 nucleotides. RefSeq names its product homeotic protein distal-less (gene Dll). Bases 1 to 942 code for a protein of 313 amino acids. Gene Ontology annotation, molecular function: DNA-binding transcription factor activity, RNA polymerase II-specific; RNA polymerase II cis-regulatory region sequence-specific DNA binding. Gene Ontology annotation, biological process: regulation of transcription by RNA polymerase II. The record is from RefSeq and is a predicted model, not a curated record. NCBI's taxonomy places the organism in Eukaryota, Metazoa, Arthropoda, Insecta, Diptera, Culicidae. The transcript is spliced from 6 exons.
AUGGACGCACCGGACGCCCCCCACACGCCAAAGUACCUCGAUGGUGGAGCGACGCCGGCGGGUCCCGGCAAGUCCGCCUUCGUCGAGCUGCAGCAGCAUGGGUACGGUGGCAUCCGAAGUGGGUACCAGCAUUUCAGUGCACAGGGCGGGCAGGAUUCCGGAUUUCCGAGCCCGCGAAGUGCACUAGGCUAUCCCUUCCCGCCCAUGCACCAAAACUCGUACUCAGGGUAUCACUUAGGAAGUUAUGCACCUCCCUGCGCUAGUCCACCAAAAGAUGAUUUCCUCUCGGACAAAAUCGAGGACACCGGCCUGCGGGUGAAUGGCAAGGGUAAAAAAAUGCGCAAACCCCGCACAAUCUAUAGUUCCCUACAGCUGCAGCAGCUCAACCGAAGAUUUCAACGAACGCAGUACCUAGCACUACCGGAGCGGGCGGAACUGGCGGCCAGCCUCGGACUGACGCAGACGCAAGUGAAGAUUUGGUUUCAAAACCGACGAUCGAAGUACAAGAAAAUGAUGAAAGCAGCGCAGGCACCCGGCGUCGGGGGAGGACUUCCAUUGGGUGCGCCGAACCAAGGUGGUCAUAGUCCGUCGCAGCAUCAGAACAUGCAUCAAGCACCCGGCGGAGGUUCCAGUAGUGGAUCGCCAUCGCACUUUCUACCUCCCGGACAUAGUCCUACACCGUCGAGUACACCGGUCUCGGAGCUGUCACCUGGUAACGUUUUUGCUUUUGACCCUACUGCCGAUCGAAUUCCAGGUCUCAGUCCGCCCUCGCAAGCACCCUGGGAGCAGAAACCUCCGCCACACUGGGGCGACCACAAACCACCGCAGAUGGCACCGCAGACGAACCACGCACCUCCACAGCCAACCCAUGCACCCCAGAUGGGCGGUUACGUACCUCAGUACUGGUAUCAACCGGAAACGAAUCCAUCACUAUUAACGUAG